Messenger RNA from Hydractinia symbiolongicarpus, 589 nucleotides. RefSeq lists its product as uncharacterized. The record is from RefSeq and is a predicted model, not a curated record. The transcript is spliced from 4 exons. The coding region runs from base 159 to 530 and encodes 123 amino acids. Lineage: Eukaryota; Metazoa; Cnidaria; Hydrozoa; Anthoathecata; Hydractiniidae.
UUUUAAUAUUUAUUUUACUGUAACUAUUUUAUUGUAUAUUAGUAUGGACAGAAGUGUCAAUAAAAAACAGAAAAGCAUACUAAAAUGCUAUAAGUACUUGUCCCACACAGUGAAGAAUCAUUGUACACCUAGAUAGCUGUCACAAACUCACACACAAGAUGAAGACUGCAUUAGUUAUCGCUCUUUUGUGCAUCGUUUCUGCAUGGUCAUAUCCUGCAGAAGAUGAGUAUGAUACUCCUGCCUGUGAUGAAGUUUUCCGUGCAGAGAUUUGUGAAGCCUUCGAUAGCACCGACGAACUUUCUGAUGAGGAACGCGAAAAAAGACAAGUUCCAGGACUAGACAAAGAUCUUUUGGAAAGAUUAUUGUUGGAGAAGUUAAAAUUCCUCACUGGCUUCGGUCUUUUAAAGAACAUUCCAUUCAUUGGACAGUUCGUUCAUGAUCUCGUAGAGAGGGAUCCAGAAGGUGUUUCGAAAGCUAUCAGUGGUGGUAUCUUUGCCAUUAUUCCAUUUGUUUUGGGAGCAUUGGGUUAAGCAUAUGAAUUAAUAUUAAUGUAGAGGUUAUUGUGGAAGUCACGAAUUUGUAGUGCAAA